UUAAAAAUAAAACAUAACUUUUGGUGAAAAUGUGUUCAGGUGAUAUCUUGACCUUAUCAUGCCUGUUACGUAAGCUAUGUACGACUUUGCUUAUCUUGUAACAAAUGAUAUUCAGGCUAAUGUAUAUCUUAAUGUGACAUUAUUGUUUAGCUGGUAAAGUGACCACAGACGAUGAACUGGAAGAUAUGCUAGAAAGUGGCAACCCUUCUAUUUUUACUUGUGAUAUCAUCUCAGACUCCCAUAUCACUCGGCAGGCGUUGAAUGAGAUUGAAUCCCGACACAAAGACAUCAUCAAACUGGAAUCGAGCAUUAAGGAGCUGCAUGAGAUGUUUGUGGACAUGGCCAUGCUCGUGGAAUCUCAGGGGGAAACGAUAAAUAACAUAGAGAAACACGUAACAAAUUCAGUUGACUAUAUAGAACAUGCCAAAGAAGAAACAAAGAAAGCCUUGAAAUACCAGAGUAAAGCCAGAAGGAAAAGUUUUAUAAUUGCCAUAGUUGUGGUGAUUCUUCUUGGUGUAAUUGCACUAAUCAUUGGUCUCUCAGUGGGAAUUAAGUAGUUCCUCUCGCCUGCAGCACAAGGUAACUGUCAUAACAAAACUGCUGCUUCAGCUGAACUUGUUGUUUUUUCAUCUAUAUUUGCUUAUUUCAAUUCUUAUAUUCUUUUUAUGCAUAAAGCAUUAUCAUACAGAUCUAAUGUCCUUUGUGUUUUUUUGUAAUUAAUAUUAUUUUAAACAUGCUGUCAUGUUUUUUGUCAUCUUUCCAUUGUACUGUUAGCUGCCUAAAUUAUAAUAAUUUGAAUGUAACAUAGUUGUUAUAGCGUAUGAACUGUAUUUAUACCUAUUUACAACUUUAUUUCUACAACAUCACAUAGAGUAUGUACUAUAUGCAAGUCAACAAGCACACAUCUAGAGAUAAA
This is a messenger RNA of Polyodon spathula (Mississippi paddlefish), 916 nucleotides long. RefSeq names its product syntaxin-2-like. Gene Ontology annotation, cellular component: SNARE complex; presynaptic active zone membrane; synaptic vesicle. Gene Ontology annotation, biological process: exocytosis; intracellular protein transport; synaptic vesicle fusion to presynaptic active zone membrane. The record is from RefSeq and is a predicted model, not a curated record. Gene Ontology annotation, molecular function: SNAP receptor activity; SNARE binding. NCBI's taxonomy places the organism in Eukaryota, Metazoa, Chordata, Actinopteri, Acipenseriformes, Polyodontidae. The transcript has 4 exons. The coding region runs from base 186 to 557 and encodes 123 amino acids.